Lymnaea stagnalis (great pond snail) is the source of this 18267-nucleotide messenger RNA. NCBI's taxonomy places the organism in Eukaryota, Metazoa, Mollusca, Gastropoda, Lymnaeidae. The record is from the annotation of a GenBank genome assembly.
AUGAUGUCACAACUUCGAUCCAGCGGUGCUACGGUCAUGACGGUGCGGGAAGUGCAGGACAUGUUCCGCACAGACUUGGAGCAAGGUCUAAAGUCAGAGGAGGCUCGAAGGCGUUUGGUGGUGCAUGGACCCAACAACUUUGAUAUAGCUGUUGAGGAUCCACUUUGGAGGAAAUAUCUCGACCAGGUGAGACUAAAAAAGAUUUACUGCUCUAUUAAUUUCAUUUUAUUCACAUAAGUUAAUUAAAAUGGACAUUUUCUAAUUAUUUUUGUGAUCAAGUUAACAAAGGGGCUGUUCUGAACUUGAAAUAUUCACUCGAGUCUAGAGAUGUUUGAAGUCUUAUCCCAAUUAUAAAGUGUGUGAACGAUUGGUCAAUCAGUGUCCACAAGGGAAACAGUUCUGAAUCUUGUUGUGGUUUCUCAUCUUUAUAACUAUUUGAAUCACAAGUGCAUUUUCAUGGAUUUGUAUCUAGUCGUAAAUACAGUAGAACCUGCCCAAAGGGACCAUCAAUAGGAACAGCUAAAAAAAAGUCACAUCAAAGUUGGUGGUCACUUUAUGCAGGAAGAGGAUAUAGGUAUUAUUUAGCAGGGACCAUAAUAUUAAUGUCACAUUUGCGUGUGCACACCCCCCCCCCCCCACACUAGUUUUUUUUUACACAAAAUGUUUGUUACACUAGUGGGACCCUAUCAAAAUCUUUAUAAAAUAUUUAUAAGUAUAAGAACAGUAGUCUACGUUGAGGUCAAAUAUCUGUCUCUGUGUCCUUUCAGUUUAACAAUCCGUUGAUAUUGUUGUUACUGGCAUCAGCUGGGAUCAGUUUGUUUAUGAGACAGUUCGAUGAUGCUAUAAGUAUAACAGUGGUAGGUAAAACUUUUUUAUUUUUCCAUGCCUCUAAAGGUUUUCAUUUUUUAAUGGUGUUAGUUUUUAUGUCACAUACUAAUUAGAUGUCCGUAUGUUGUGUUAAAACAGAAGCUUUGGUCCUCAUGAUUUUAAUACAAAUUUUAAAGGACACAAUUAUUAUAUGGAUUAUUUUUGUUCUUUUAGGUCAUUUCUGUUUUUAAAAAAAAGAUUUAAUUUCAUAUCACACUGAAAUACAUUUUAACAUAUUCAUUUAGACAUCUAAAUGUAUCAAGUGGUGAUAUUUAAAAUAGUUAAUGUAAGAAUUUGUCAGUCUCCAGGAAAGAGCCAGUUUUGGUUAAACUAAUUUUUCUUGAUUGUUGUAAAACUAAUUGCAUGGCUCACUUUCUUCUAUCAAUCCUUCAUGUUAAGUAAUUGAGUCAAGCAGUAUACGUGACUCGGAACUGUGGUGUGAAAAGAUUGCAAUACCAUCUGAGUAUGAGGUUAAAGUUACUUAUUCAAGGCUCUAUACGUGUUUAAUGCAUCAGUUCAAGUCAUUUUUUUCACUAUUAUUAAAUCCCUAUCCAUGCCAGCAUUCAUGUUUUUUGUGUGUCUAUUUCAGGCCAUAGUGAUAGUGGUUACAGUCGCUUUUGUACAGGUAAUGUUCUGAAGUUAUUCAUCUAUUGUGUCAUAGAAAUGUUAGGUCCCUAAUAGAUUUAGUUUAUUUUUUUUUAAAAUGUCCUCAUCUUUCAUUUUUUUUUUACUACUAAAGUAGAGAAAAAGCCAGACAUUUUACGGGAUUGAUCUUUGAGUUAUUUUUAAAAAACAACAACCACCAGAUGAUAUUUUAAUGCUCUCUUAACUAAAGGCUCUGGGCUGAUAGGCAUCACACUGAACAUAUUGACAUUGACUUUUAUUGCAGGAAUAUCGCUCUGAGAAAUCAUUGGAGGCACUUACAAAACUUGUUCCACCUAAAUGCCAUUGGUAAUUAUGUAUAAUGUUUUAAUGGCUGUUGGGUUUUACCCGCAGCAUACUAGUCUUGCUUCUCUUUCCUCAUAAGCCUGUCAGUAAAAUGCAGUGUUUUAUAAAUUAUUAUUUGGAUGAAUUCCAAAAUGUAUAGUUUCCUGCACCGAAAUUUAAGGUAUACAAAAAUAAAAAAGUUUGGAGAAUAAGAAGAAAUAGGAUAUUUUGUAAAAAAAUGAUUUUUUUCCUUGGCUUAUUAGGGUUCCUGCAGCCUCCUGAAAUUCCAGCAUGUCCUUGAAAAUUCCUGAAAUUUAAACAAAUAUUUAAAAAGUACUGGAAAACUCAUCAAAUUAUAUACAAUUUUUUCUUAAAUAUUCUGCCACUUUUUUGUUAUAGGGAGUAGUAAAAAUAUCUUGGUCGCAAUAGUUUUUUUUCGCCUUUCUAUUCGACGUCUAUUUUUAGCCCUUCUGUUAUCAAAGAGAUUUUGCCAUCAGGCUAGUGGUUUCCCCUUAACUGCUCAUGCCCUUCGCUUUUUAUUAAUUUGGUAUCCGAAAUUAAUAGAGAGCUGAUGCCGCACCUAUUAUCCAGUGAGCCUGACAUAACUUCUUCUGACUUCUUGUUUUAUUAGUUUAGUAUGGAGAGCAAUCAUGACUGAACAAGUCAUCACUCCUACUCCUACACUGUACUGGAAUCUCAGGAGUUCUAGGGGGCCGUUUCGAAGUGAAAAUGUUUAAUAAACGUCAAUCAUCAGUUUAGAUUUCAUCUAGUUCAACUUCAGCUUUAUCACACAUCUUAGGUGUCCACCUCUGCAACUUCUAAGUCAGGCUCUCUCAAUUUAUAUGAAUUUUUUGUAAAUAAAUAUUACUUAUUUGUGAUUCAGAUGGAUUAUUUUAUAACUUUAUUAGUUGUUUGUUGUCAAACAUCAAUUACAUCUUCUAAGGAACAAGUUAAUUAUGUGUGUGAAUCAUGUUAAAUCAAAUAAUUGUUUUAGCAGUCCUUGGAGGAAGUACUAUACAAGUGUAUUUAUUUCCAGUUAAUACAAAAGCAUAUAGGAUAUUUUUUUUAAAAAAUAAAAUUUUUAACAUUUCCUGGAAACUAGUAUUAUCUCCUGGGAAAAGUCCUGAAGUAUUUUAAAAAUUUUGGUGCAGGAACCCUGUAAAUAAUACCAAUAAAUCAUUUAAUAUUACCAAAAUAAGAUUUUCUGCAUUUUUAUAAGGUAGAAUUAUUAUAAUAUUUAAGUAUACGAGAUGGACACCUGAUGACAUUUUUGGCCCAAGACCUUGUGCCGGGGGACAUUAUUCACAUUGGCGUUGGUGACAGAGUGCCUGCUGAUAUUCGUUUAUUUGAGGUCAGUAUUCUACUCUUACUUAAUUAUAUCUACAAGAUAUUUAAACAUUGUGACUACAAUCAGUAAUUUUCUCUACCACUAUUUCUGAACGAAGUAACACACCAUGAACAUAAAAAUUUAAGUAUAAUCUAAAAAUAUUGAAGAGAGUCUCCAAAUUGUUUUGGUUUGGAAUAUAAGAGAAAAAGUUUUUAUUUAAAAAAUAAUAACUAGCUGGAGAUUUAAAAAAAAAAAAUUUGUUAAUGUUGAUGGGUUUAUAUUAAAUCAGUUUUUUUUAUAACAUCUUGAAAAUUUAAAAAAAAUAAGUGUGUCCCUUUCUUUGUUUUUUGUUUAAUGGCAUUAUUUGAUCUGCUUUUAUUUUCACAAUCAGGCUUCAGGCCUAAGCAUCGAUGAGUCAAGUUUCACUGGAGAGAUUGAACCAGUCAACAAGCAGACAGAUGUCCAGGCUUUGUCAAUGCUCUCCAACUUGAGUGAGAGAAGGAACAUGGCGUUCAUGGGGACAUUGGUCAGGUGUGGCCAGGGAAAGGUACGUUGGUGUUGAGGGACUUCAUCUAUUUGAAUCCUGUAUAAAUACAUCAACAGUUGAGUGCUUAUUUUAAGAAGAGCUAACGAUUCUAACUUGUCUUUUUUAUGUAAACACAUUUCAGGGUAUUGUCAUAGGUACAGGCCAAGAUUCAGAGUUUGGAGAAAUUUUCAAGAUGAUGCAGGCAGAAGAGGUUGGUUCACUUUAUCAAGUACAUCGUCCACCUUAAUUUUUAAUUUUUGUUAGCAAAUUAAGCUAAAAGCUCAACUCUCAUUUCUUGCUGGCAAAUCUAAUGCAAGUGUGGCAUGCUUAAUGAGCUGUGCAAAAAUAGUAUUAUGGAGUGAUUUAUAAAUGUUUUGCUUUUAUAGUUCACCUUAAGACACCUAAAUCAAAUGCACCAACCUGCGUAUUUCAGGCUCCUAAGACUCCAUUACAAAAGAGUAUGGAUACCCUUGGCAAGCAGCUGUCCUUUUAUUCAUUUCUAGUGAUUGGAAUCAUUGUCAUUAUAGGAUGGAUACAAGGCCGGAAGAUCCUCGAUAUGUUUACCAUAGGUGUUAGGUAAUAUUGGUAGAUUUUGACUCGGACCCCAACAUGUGGAAUAUGGCAUUUUGCUACACUUAAGUCCCGUGUAUAAUCCUUAAGCUUGCAUCUACUGAUAAUCAUUUCUUGGUUUAUUUUUAAUUGAUGUGACUGUAAUGAAAGUUCAUUUCAACUUGCAUCAUUUAGCUACAGUAAACUCUGUUUAUAUCCCGGAGCCUGCUUUAUAAAAAUAUAUUUAUAGCUAUAGAUAAUUAUUUAAAAAAAAAAAAUUCAGAUCAUGAUUGCUGACAAUAAAUGUUCUAUGAAACUUGCAUCCAGCCUGGCUGUGGCUGCCAUACCCGAAGGACUUCCCAUCGUUGUAACUGUCACCCUGGCCAUAGGUGUCAUGCGUAUGGCCAAGAGAAAGGCCAUCAUCAAGAAACUGCCUGUUGUUGAAACACUAGGUGAGUGAGGCUGUACCAGUGCCGUGUCCUUAAGAUGAGCCUGGUCACAAGUUCAUAUUCACAUAUAUGUGUUAGUUGUAGAGGUUUGUCUGGUUACUUCUAAAUUGUUCUGUGGAGGUAAUGUUAUGUUAACUGUACCUUUUAAAAGAUGACCCACAAAAGCCUUUUAAAUUUUUAAAUCGGUUAAAGUUACAUAUAGUUGAUUUCUUUCUUUGAACCAAUAAUUGUGACAACAUCAGUGACAUGUAAAGUGGUUUGCUUACGAGUAUGUCCAUACUUUUUGUUGUUUGUUUUAUGCCAGGUUGUGUUGAUGUUAUUUGUUGUGACAAGACGGGAACCCUCACCAAGAACGAGAUGACGGUAACUCACAUCAUAACAUCUGAACACUACCAUGGUGAGGUAAGCUGCUCCACUAAUGUAAGGGCUGAACUGUGAGCUAAUAUAAGCCAUUUCAUAGUGGUAACAUAUGAUUAUACAGAAGCAAUCUAAUUUGUAUAGAUAGAAAAAAUAAGGGGUGUACAGAGGUGAGCUUCUUUUUUACUGUUCGGACAAAUUUGAAUGAUGACUUUAUAAUAGGUCUACUAACAUUUUAUUGAUUUUAGAGCUUGUGAAAAAAAAAUAAUAAAUAAAUAAAAAGCUCUUAUUUUCAAGAUUUUCCCUGGGUCUUGACAAAGGGAAAUUAUAAUACUUCAAAAAAAAUAAAAUAAAAAAAUAUAUUCCAAAAGGUUUGAUUUUGAUAUUUAUAAAUAAAAAUAAAAGUAGGAAGGAAAUAUAUAUUAUAUAUCAUGAAGGACUAAUUUUAUAAAAAUUGUAGAAAGAGAAAUGAAAUUAGAAUGGGAAUAAUAAAUUUUAAUAAGUUAUAUUUUUAAGUACUGGAUUGCUGAAAGUCUUAGUAUAAGAUCAGUAUGGCGGUGUCAGUGAGGCAAAGCAUUAAAAGGUGCUGAUUAACAGAUGCACCGUUUUUAUUUCAGGGAGUCCUUAGCAUAUUUAAAGGUUUACAACAUUCUCUGCCUCCACCCUCGAUGAUCGGUUGAUUCAUAUUUUUGGCACCAAAUUUAUCAUCUGAACAAUAGGAUUAGUUAAUUUAAUCAUUAUUUGGCACCAGAUCAAAUAAUAUUCUGUAACUCUUUAGAAAAGCUAUUGAAGAUUUGACUCAAACCGAGGGCAAUAAUUUUCUAUAAUAUUAAUUAUUUUAGAACACACAAGAAAAUCUAAAUAAAAACUUUUGGCAAUUUCAGCUGUCUGGAGUGGGCUACAACACACCUGGAGAUCUUAGAAUAAUUGAGGCUUCCUCCAUGGUUGACACUGAGGAAUGCAUGGACUCAUUCAGGAAAAUUAUUGAGGUAAGUGUCUGGGAUUUAUUUAAGAGUCACAAACUUGGGCCCAUAAAAAAAAUCUCACACACAGCCACGAAAUUUGUGGUCCGGUGGGGUUUAAAGAACACAAUUAAUGAUUGGUUUUUCAGUCUUUCAUCAGUAUAGUCUAUAGGCUUUGAUUUCUGGGUAUUACUAUUUUAAGAUCUAGAUUUGAGUGUCUGUGCUAUUUAUGGGGUUAGUUUCAGGGUCAGAACUACUUUUCAUAAGUAAACUAUUCUUUCGGUCGUUGUUCGGUUUUGUUUUUUUAACAGCAUUUUAUAGCACAAUAUAAGCGCAUGAAUUUUGUUUUGUUGCUCAGUGUUCUUUCAGUCAAUGUGAGUAGGUCAGCACCAAAUCAAUAGUAAUUGUGUAGGUCAGUAUCAGCACUGGGGUAACAUCUGUUUGACCCUGCAAGCUCUCCAUUCACAGAUUGGUUGUGUUUGCAAUAAUGCAGAGUUGACAACUGAUGGCCUGAUGGGCUCACCGACAGAAGGAGCACUAUUAGGAGCAGCAUCGAAGGUUUGCUUUAUAUCUAGGCUCACUCUCCUUCAUAAAGAAGAAUACAUUUUUAAAAAUAUCAAAUUUUUAAUUAGUCAACAUAAAUAGUUUGUAACUGGACAAUGCUGGAACCCAAUAGGUGUUUAAACAAUUUUGUCCCCAGGGGAAAUGUUUAAAAAAACACAUUUGGAUUUUAAUUAUGACCUUCGCAAAGGUUUUGUUGUGAUUGGGGGGGGGGGGGGGUUCUUUAAAAGUUGAAACCAACAGAAAUUAAUUAUAUCAUUUGUUUGUUUGUUGCAGUUAAAGCUACUUAACCCAAGGCAGCAGUAUGUGAGAGAUCAAGAGUGGCCAUUCAGCAGUGAUACAAAGAUUAUGGCUGUUAGAUGUCAUCAUUAUUUGGACAAGGUGAAACUUUCAUUAUACUUAAAGUGUUCUUGUGAGGAGGCACCCAUAGGGCAAAAGCAUUUUGAUAUAUAUAUUGAUUUUAUUUUCAUUUUUUUGUCUGUAAAAUGACAGCUCAACUGCUGAAACUUGGAACUUUUAAAAUAAUAAAAGCCAGGAUGUGAAACUGUUGAAAAUUUAGGUUUUGAUUUUUUUUAAUAUAAAAGUCAAGAUUUCAAUAAGUUUGAAUGAACCCAAUGUAAAAGUAUUAAAAAUAAAGGUUUUUAUUUAUUUCUCAUACAUAAAUUCCUUGACCGGCGCGGGGGAGGGGGGUGUGUAUAUGCAUGGGGGGGAAUUAAAUGUUUGAUUCAUCUUUGUUAGAGGAAGAUGUAGAAAGUUAAUCUUUUAAAUUUUUAGCAUAUUGAAUGAAAGUCAUUUAAUUAGCCUUGCAUGCUUGAAAUUAAAAGUGCAUUCCUGAUGCUCUAGUGGAAGUUGAAGUAACAGUUCAAGGGUUACCGGAAAUUUGCUUGAAAGAAAUUUCGUCAACGGAAAAUUGAUCGGCGCAAGUUUGAUCAAAAGGAAAUUUUAUCAAAUUUUUUUUUAGUAGACACGAUCAAAUUUUCGUUAUAUUUCUUUUUGAAUGCGCUAUAAAACCUAUAAGCCAUCCAAGCAAGGUCAUGCUGAAGGUCAUAUUGAACCGACUAAAACCAUAUGCCGACAGAAUCAUUGCUGAAGAACAGGCGGGCUUCAGACAAGGACGGGGCACUACUGAGCAGAUUCUAAACCUCCGAAUACUGUGUGAGAAAUAUGCUCAACACCAACAAAACCUAUACCACGUCUUUGUGGACUUCAAGAAAGCAUUCCACAGGGUUUGGCAUGCUGCUUUAUGGGCCACCAUGAGGCACUACAACAUCAACACAAACCUAACCAGCAUGAUAUGGCCACCAGUGCAGUCUUCCUCAACAACAACAUCGGGGAAUGGUUCAAGACCAUGGUUGGAGUACGACAAGGCUGCCUGCUCUCCCCCACCCUGUUCAACAUCUUACUAGAGAGAAUUAUGUCAGAUGCUCUGGAAGCACAUGAAGGGACAGUCAGCAUUGGUGGUAGAAUAAUCACCGACCUACGCUUUGCUAAAGACAUAGACGGACUGGUUGGGAACGAAGAAGAGGAGCUAGCCAACCUGGUAAAGCGUCUCGAUAAGACCUCGUCGUCCUACGGCAUGCUAAUCAGUGCUAAAAAGACAAAACUGAUGACAAAUAACACCACAGGCAUCACCACUGAAAUUAAGGUCGGGGAGGAAAGACUAGAGACUGUCGGCCGCUUCAAAUACCAAGGAGCAAUAGUCUCAGAAGAAGGCUCCAAGCCCAAACUGAUGUCCAGGAUGGCGCAGACUACAACAGCACUAAAGAGGCUCAAGAAAAUAUGGAAUGACAAAAAUAUAGCCCCCAGCACCAAAAUCAGGCUGAUGCGCUCAUUAGUCCUCUCCAUUUUCCUGUAUGCCUGCGAAUCCUGGACAUUAAUAGCCGAUCUUGAAAGGAAAAUAAAGGCGAUGGAGAUGAGAUGCUUCAGAAGCAUUUUUGGCAUCUGCUAUAUAGGGACCAUAUCUCCAAUGAUACAGUGAAUGAAAGGGUUCGCCAGGCAAUUGGGGAGUAUGAUAACCUACUGGUGACUGUGAAAAACCGCAAACUACAAUGGUAGGGCCACGUAACAAGGAAACAAGGGCUUGCCAAAGAAAUAUUGCAGGGCACCACAAGAGGAGGGAGAAGAAGAGGAACACAAAGAAAAAGAUUGGAGGAUAACAUCAAAGAGUGGACAGGACUAACACUGGGCGAUGCUGUGCGUAGUGCAGAAGACAGAGAAAAAUGGAGGAGGAUAAUUCACAUGUCAUCUGUGGUGCCCCAACGGUCUAAAGACUAAGGGACAUGAUGAUGAUAAAACAAAAUAAUAUGUUGAAAAAGAAAUUUGACGUAAAAUUUGAUCGUGUGAACUGAAAAAAAAAUUGGACGAAAUUCCGUUCGAUCAAACUUCCGUCAAUCAAUUUUCCGCCGACGAAAUUUCUUUCGAUACGCAGUUUGAGUUCUUUAUCAUGUGAUCAGAAUGACAGCUUUCAUUGUUUCCCUCCAGAAACAAAGCUACAUUUUCGUGAAGGGCGCCAUUGAGCGGGUCCUGUCCAGAUGUGCUUAUUACCAAAAAAAUGGCACUGCAGAAGACCUCAGUGAUGAGCACAGGGAUGCUUUCAAUGAAGAAUCUCUUCAUCUGGGGCAGACUGGUCUGAGGGGUGAGUAGACAGAUCAGCAUUGAGCUCUAAAUGUCAAACUCUGUUAAAUAGAAAUAAACAAGUCAAAAUACGUUAAAUGACCUUACCUAAUACCAUAACUUUUCCCAAGUGUAUUUUUGCUGUAGCAUCAAGCCAUUUUUAGCAUUUUCACGUGCUUGUCAGAAAUAACAAAAUCACAUACUAAAUAAAUUCAGAAACCCCCUAGAAGUAUACAUUUUCUGAAAGGACAUUGGACAAGGUGUGCUAUGAUAUGAAAAUAAUUUGUUUUUAUAGUAUGUAGUGUUUAUAUUGACCUUCACCUUUACAGAAUGGGUACAAUUUUUCUAUUCAACUUCUGAAUUCAACCCAAUCUAAUGCUCCAUACAUUUUUAAAACUAUUAUAAAACCAAAGUUUUGAGAUACCAGAAGCAAUAUUCUUUCAGAAAAUGUCAAGUUAAUAGGUACUUAUAUUGAAAAUUGUGAUAUUGGUGAAUUUGUUUAAUUCAUUACCUUCAAAUUAAUGUCAAACAAAAUGCAAGGGGGAGUGCAUGAAAUUGGUCGAAAAUUCCUUUUCAAUUCAAGUCAUUAAAUCUAUUAUUUAUUAAUUAAUACUCCAGAACAUACACAAACAUAAAUGUCUUUGAAUCUCUUGAGGGUGGGUCUUUACAAUCCAAUCUUUGUCUUUUUCUGUUCGAUUUCCACACUUUCCCAAACGAAUUUGUCUGUAAAAAUACGACUAAGCUUAGGACUUAAAUUAUUAAUACCUGACUCUUAUGUCACCAUCACCGCUAGAGCUAAUACUGUCAUUACUAGAAGGUGGAAUGUCUCUGAAAUCAGUGCUUUCAUUUCAAUCCAUUUGAAUAGUUAAAAUAAUAAAAUUCUGUUUUCAAUCUGUUUUGACACCACAGGAAGGGGUAUGGUGACAGUUACAGGGUUAAAUGAAUCUUGUUACUGCUAAAUAAAUAUAAUUCAUAUCCAGCUGGUCAAAAGAAAAAAGUAAACUCAAAAGGUGUCCAUUUUAAACAUGGUUACAAUGGAAAACAAUUUAAUUUUUUAUAAUUGUACUCCAUGUUGAAUGUGGUGCUGAACUUUGUCAGGGUAAAUUCAAAGUAUGUGUUCGGAAGCUGAUAUUCAGCUUUAAGUUCUCAUGAGAAUUACUCUAAUUAAAACAAUUCCAUUUAACUAAGUUAGUAUUUAUGUAACGUUGUAACUGUAUUAUUGUUGCAUCACCUUCCCUUAGGCACCUCCCCUCCCUUUCAGGUGCCUGAUAAAAUGUAUGUAUGAGCCCUUAAUAGAUUUUUCUAAAAGCCAUGGCAUCCUUGUGUAAUUUUUUUACUUUACAACUACUAUUUAGAUGCUGAUGAUUUAUUUUGAAAUUGCUGCAAUGCAUGUCCAAUUAUUUCUACAGUUCUUGGUAUGGCCUACGGCAAAGAUAUGACAUCACUGGUGUUUGCUGGGAUGGUUGGCAUCAUGGACCCACCCCGUGAAGGGUCACGCCAGGCCAUUCUCAUGUUGAUAGGGAUGGGGGUCAAGGUCAAAAUGUUGACAGGGGACGGGGAGGACACGGCCAAAGCUGUUGGUAAGUUUAAUAUUUUGUCCCUUAAUAACAGAACCUUUUGUUCUUGGGACAAGUUCAGCUUGUUUGGGAUAGAUGGUUGCGACACCUGGGUAUAAAUCCAAGUGCCUAAGCUUUUAACUUUGUGUUUCUUUUUUUUUUUACUCAAUUAAAAAAUCAAGAGUAGUUGCCAACAUCUUCACCGACACCCCCCCCCCCCCCCCCCAUAGUUUGUUGGUUGUUUUAUUAACUUGAUCUUUUGAAGUCUUUGAUAAAUAAAUACUUGGAAAUCAUACGUCAUGUCAUGUAUAUAUAUAUCGAGGGUGCUGGGUGGCCGAGCCGUCUAAACUGAGUCGAUAUCAAGCUUGUGGACCGAGAGUUCAAUCCCCAGCAAAAAACCUAGACAAGCAGAAGCAACGCCAGCACCCUGGGGUGGAUGGGACUUGUUAACCUUUGAUAGCUACUUAUCCCUUAGGUGGUAUGACAUUGACACAGGGAAAAUUCUGACAACCCCUGCGACGUGGGACACAUAAAAAGCAGUGAAAAACAAAUAAAAAUAAAGAAUUUAAAAAAAAAAAAAACCCACUGCCAUUCAUCUACUGCAUCCUUGUCUAGUCUAUUUCCAAUCUUGUGACAGUGUGUCAUGUAUAUACUUUGAAUGUGUUACAGUUUUAAACAUAUUGAAAUAUUUUUGAUUUCCCAACUGACAGCUGCAAGGGUUGGUCUGUAUGCUGAAGGUGGCACAACUAUGUCGGGUGAUCUCUUGGAUGAUAUGGAUAUUAGCCAGUUAGCAAAGGUCAUUGAUAACGUCAGCAUCUUUUACAGGGUAACCCCUCGGCACAAGCUCAAAAUUGUCAAGGUAUAUUUUAUUUCAGUAUUGUAAUAUUUUGAUACUUUUAAAAAUUAUUACGGAAAGAUCUUCAAUAAAUUUCCCAUAUACUACAGUUUAAGCGCUUUGAGUGUUUGCCAUACCCAUAAUGAUCUCCUAUUGUGCACCAUGCUCUCAGGCCCUGCAAAGCAACCAUCAUAUUGUGGGGAUGACGGGGGAUGGCGUGAAUGAUGCUGUAGCUCUCAAGACAGCUGAGAUUGGAAUCUCCAUGGGGAAAACUGGAACAGAUGUCUCUAAAGAGGCAGCAGAUAUGAUAUUAGUAGAUGAUGAUCUUGGUACCGUUUUGUAAGUUUUAUUUGGUAUUCUCUCUGUUGUCUUAAUGUUGUUGUUACUGCAGCUGUCAGAAUGGCCUGGGAAUAUGUCUGUUGUCUUGAUACUGCAGCUGUCAGAAUGACCUAAGCUUGUCUGAUGUCUUUAUGCGUUUGGUACUGCAGCUGUCAGAAUGGCCUGGGAUUAUGUCUGUCUUUAUACUACAGCUGUCAGAAUGACCUAAGCUUGUCUGUUGUCUUUAUGCUGUUGGUACUGCAGCUGUCAGAAUGGCCAUUGUAGAUUUAUUUACUCCUUUCCUUGUCCUUAAUGUUUAUACAAUUUAAUUGGAUGUAUUAUUUAUAUUAUAGAUUCAUAUGUAUUUAAAAUCAACAUUAAAUAUAUAGUUAUACUCCAAAAUUAAUAGUUUCAAUGAAAAUCCUGCAAAAGAAGAAGUAGUUGCCUUAGGUCAUUUCUUCAUGCAUGAUAGUCACUGUUCAAAUAAACACUUGAAUAAAUUAUUUUAAUCCACAAUUUUUUUUUAACAGGGCAGCAAUUGAAGAAGGGAAAGGAAUUUUCUACAAUAUCAAAAACUUUGUUAGAUUUCAACUGAGCACGUAAGUAAACAAAAAUGUAUGCCCAUAAUAUUGCUUCAUGAAUAUUAAAAAUAUUUUCUGAAAAUUGAAUUUCGUGUGAUAUAAAAAUUGACUUGAUUUCAAUUGAGCUUACUUUUUUUGUUUGUUAGGGAUAAGAUCAAGCAGAAAAGGCAAUCUGGCAUUUCAAUAUAAUGAUGGUACAAAAUAUACAGAAAUAACUAGUGAAUUAAAAACAAUUUAUGUAAGCCACAUGAGACAAAAAUGAGUGACAAAAAUGUUACAAAAAGAAAGCAAAGCUUUUCCAAGUUUGAAAAUAAGAACAUCCUUGAAGCAAUCAAUUUUUUUUUAUCAAUGAUGAACUCAAGAUGAAAGUAAUUUACGAUAGGUCUCAUUUUGUUCACUCCUGUCUUUUAUCUGACAGCUGAACGUUGAACAAAAUUCCCAGUAAACAAAUCUGUAUAGCACCAGACUAUAUUAAAAAAAAAUGAUGGACAUUCAAAUCUGUUGGCAAAAAAAAAAAAAUUAAAUCCAGUAAUUGGAAUCUGCUAUCUAAAGUAAAUUAAAUACUACUGUACAUGAAUAUUCUGCUUUUGUGGUUUAUGGUAUAAUAUGCUAAAACACAAUGCAAUUAAUUUCCCUAAAAAUAGGUUUGUUUUCUGUAUUGUUAUUUUCUAUUUUGAAGAUUGUGAAGGAUCACUUGGUCAUUCAUUUGUUUGGUCAUUCAAGACGUUUCCUGUUUUUAGUGACCUCCCCCUCCCCCUCUCACUUUUAAAAGACAAAUUCUUUGUUUAUUGUGGUGUGAAAAAUUCUUAUUGGCACAAUUUAUAUAAUCUUUUGGUCUAGCAGCAAAUGGUCAGUUUUAUUCAAGUAAACAUUUGAAUUUUGUUCUCAGGAGUAUGGCAGCCUUGUCUCUAGUAGCGAUAGCUAUGGUCAUGAGAUUGCCCAAUCCACUUAACGCCAUGCAGAUAUUAUGGAUCAACAUAAUAAUGGACGGUCCACCUGCUCAAAGGUGAGUGAUCUUCCAUUUCUAGCACCACGGUCGUCGAUUUUAUGUUUCAGGGUGUUCAGUGCUGGUCUUAGUUGAGGCAGAAAGUCUUUCAACUCACAUUUGAAUUGAGCUCUCUCCCAAACAAUGGAUAUAAAUAAUGUGACAUCCAAAUUACCUUCUUGCAAACUCUGAAUAUUUGUAUGUUUAAUCAAUUUAAAAGAUAUAGAUGAUUCUGGAAAUGAAAUGUAUAAUAUAUGCCUAUGGCAUCCUAAAAUGACAAUUUUGAGGUGUUAGAUAAAUUUUGGGACACCAGGGCACAACGUCUUGCUUUUUUACACAUUCAUCCUAGGAUUUUGAUUUUUAACAAAAUAAUCCGAAUGGGGGAAAAAGCAUUAAGAAUGGAUAACUGGUUUUUACUAUUACAGUUCAUAGCUUUUGGCUAUGUGUUAAUGUAUUGUUUGUACACUUUGGGUGUGGAGCAUGUAGACCAGCGGUUCUCAACCUGUGGGUCGGAACACCUUUGGGGAGUCGAACGACUCUAUUCCAGGGGUCGCCUGAGACCACCGGAAAAAAAAAAAUACUCUUCAGUUAUGAAAGAGCAACGAAAAUAAUUUUGUGGUUGUGGGGUCGCCACAACACGAGGAGCUGUAUUAAAGGGUCACAGCAUUAGGAAGGUUGAGAACCACUGCUGUGGACCAUGAUGUUGUGCGAUUUUUUUUAAAAAACAAAAUAAUCCGAAUUGGGAAAAAGCAUUAGGAAUUGAAGAUUGUUUUUUACUUUUACAGUCCAUAGGUUUUUGGCUUAUGCAUUAACAUAUUGUUUGUACAGUUUGGGUGUGGAGCCUGUGGACCAUGAUGUUUUGCGACAGCCACCUCGCAAGCUCAGUGAGAACAUCAUCACGCGAAGUCUCAUUAUCAGCACCAUGUCAUCCGCCUUUAUCAUAAUCACCGGUACCUUGUGGGUCUUUCAUAAAGAGGUCAGUUGGCGAUAACAGAUUAAAAUAAUUUUUUUUUAAAAAUUGAUAAAAUUCAAAUUUAAACAAAAUAUCUUGGUUAAAAUAUUAGCAGCAUGGCUUUUUCUAGUUAACUCCAGUCCAAGAAUUAUAUGUAUUGGCCAGUUCGGGAUAUAAUUAUUUCUUCAAUGUUACAUGAUAUAAAAAAAAAUAUUUGGAUCAAAUAUUAGUUAUUGACUACCUGUGUUAUGAAAGCAUCAAGUUUGGCUGCCAGUAUUUUUCUAUGAUAGCAUCUAGUUCAUUUGGCCAAUUCGGGAUAUAAUUAUUUCUUCAAUGUUACAUGAUAUAAAAAAAAAUAUUUGGAUCAAAUAUUUGUUAUUGACUACCUGUGUUACAAGUUACAAACUACAAGUUUGGCUGCCAGUAUGUUUGUAUGAUAGCAUCUAGUUCAUUUGCCAGCCUGUUUAUAGGAUAGUGUCAUAUUCAGCUGAAAACAUGUUUUUAAAACUUUUGAAGAGAAACUGAAAAAGUUUUUUGUUUUUCUUUACAGAUGGAAGAUGGCAAAGUGACCCCGCGAGACACAACCAUGACCUUCACAUGUUUUGUUUUCUUUGACAUGUUUAAUGCUCUUAGCUGUAGAUCUUAUGUAAGAUAAUCUUAUUGUUUAAGGACAGCCAUAAAUGACAUGAUGUUACACCGUGUUUGUUGUGGUAGGUGUGUAAAGCGAGUGUGGUGUUUUGGUUGUGUGCGCUGGCUGGCGGGGUCUAGUGGGUUGGCAGCAGGGGCGGGUGGAUGGGCAGGCGCGGGUGGGUGGGCUGAUGUAGGUGGAUGGGCUAGCGGGUAGGUGUGGUUGGAUGGGCUGGUUGGCAGACGGGUCGAUGGGUAGGCUGGCAGGCAGGGGCACAUUGGUGGGCUGAACGGUGUGGGUGGGUGGGUGGACUGUAGGGCGUGCACUGGGGCAUAGGUGGGUUGGUUGAAGGGUGUGGGUAGGCUGGCAAGCGGGGAUAGGUGUGCCGAUGGGUGGUCGCUGGCAAGUGGGUGGUUGGGUUGAUGAGGAGGAGGGCACUGGUGGGCGGGCAGACAGGCAUGGAUAGGUUGGUGGUCUAGCUGGGGUUGGGCUGGCUGGCAGGGGCGGGUUGAUAGGCAGCAGGGCACAGGUUGAUUUAAUAGUACCAAAUGAUUUUAAUUUAAUAGUUUCAAAUUAUCUUAAUUUAAUAGCAUCAAAUGAUUUUAAUUUAAUAUUAUCAAAUGAUCUUAAUUUAAUGGUAUCAAAUGAUUUUAAUUUAAUAUUUUCAAAUUUUCUCAAUUUAAUAGCAUCAAAUGAUUUUAAUUUUAUAUUAUCAAAUGAUCUUAAUUUAGUAGUAUCAAAUGAUCUUAAUUGAACAGUUUCAAAUUAUCUUAUUAUAAGGAAAGAAUUGAUUUGAACAGUGAUUUUUUUAUGGUAAAUCAAUAUUAUCAGUUCCUUUGACCAGGGUUUGGUUCAAAUUUUCAUUAGGGGCAUGGCUUUUUCUAGUUAACUCCAAUCAAAGAAAUAUAAGAAUUGGCCAAAUUGGGAUAUAAUUAUUUCCUUAAGGGUACAUGUUUUAAAAAAAAUUUUGAUCAAAUAUUUGUUCUAAACUACCUGUGUUGUGAAAACAUCCAGUUUGACUGGCAGAAUGUUGACAUGAAAGCAUCAAGUUUGACUGGCAGAAUGUGGACAUGAAAGCAUCAAGUUUGACUGGCAGAAUGUUGACAUGAAAGCAUCAAGUUUGACUGGCAGAAUGUGGACAUGAAAGCAUCAAGUUUGACUGGCAGAAUGUGGACAUGAAAGCAUCAAGUUUGACUGGCAGAAUGUGGACAUGAAAGCAUCAAGUUUGACUGGCAGAAUGUGGACAUGAAAGCAUCAAGUUUGACUGGCAGAAUGUGGACAUGAAAGCAUCAAGUUUGACUGGCAGAAUGUGGACAUGAAAGCAUCAAGUUUGACUGGCAGAAUGUGGACAUGAAAGCAUCAAGUUUGACUGGCUGAAUGUGGACGUGAAAGCAUCAAGUUUGACUGGCUGAAUGUGGACAUGAAAGCAUCAAGUUUGACUGGCUGUAUGUUUUGUAUGAUAGCAUCAAGUUCAAUUGCCAGCAAGUUUAUAUGAUGGAAUCCUCUUCAGCUGUCAGCAUGAUUACUUGACAGCAUAACGUUUGGCUGCCGGCACAUUUAUAUGAUGGCAUUAAGUAUGACUGCCAGUGUCUUUGUAUGCCAUUACAUUUAUAAGAUGGCAUUAUAUUUGCAUGUCAGUAUGAUUGCAUGCCGGUGUGUUUGUUUGCCGGCAUUUUUGUACGAAGAGCAUUUAGUCACCAUCAUUUUAUUUUGUUCCAGAGUAAAUCUAUUUUUCAAAUCGGCCUACUGUCCAACAAAAUGUUCCUGUACGCCGUCGGCGGCUCCAUUGUGGGUCAGCUGCUGGUCAUCUACCUGCCGCCCUUGCAGCAAAUAUUUCAAACAGAGGCUCUCUAUGCAUCAGGUAAAAGAUUUACAUUUCGUGGACUUGCUUUUUGGUUUGUGAGAACUGUCAUAAUUUAUGGAAGAACUCAAUGAUUUUCUAAUAGAACAGGCAUCGUUGCAAGUGAAUAAAAGAUCAUUUUUAAUUUAUUUGUUAUUUCAGAUCUAUUUAUAUUAUAACUGGGGUCGGGGGAAAGCCAAGAUGUGGCUUGUCAUCAUUCUAGUUAAUGUGGAAUAAGAUGAAAAAAUAGUCUCCUGUGAAAGGUUAUCACGGCACUCAUAACUCCUCCUCAACUGGGUGUAUCUAGCUGUCACAACAGCAUACUAGCCAUCACGGCAAACAUCUUAGCGGUCACAACACCUGACAUGUGCUUUCAUCAAACAUCCCAGCGGUCACAACAGCAUCCUAGCUGUCACGGCAAACAUUUUAGCUGUCACAACAACUGACAUGUGCUUUCAUCAAACAUCCUAGCUGUCAUAACAUCCUACAUUGCUCAUUUUGUCCUUUUCAAAUGUUCUCAUUAUUGUGUAUUCCUUUUUUUAUAUUUAUGUCCAAUGCCUAAUAAUAAGUUUAAAAUGCCUAAUGAGGUGAUCCAAAGCAUAAUGAGUUGAUCCAAUGCCUAAUAAUGAGCUGAUCCAAUGCCUAGUAAUGAGUUGAUCCAAUGCUAAUAAUGAGUUAAAUCCUAAUGUUUUAAUAGGAAUCAGGCACAAAUUUAAGAUAUUGUUAUUUUCAAAUUAAUUCUGCAACAAUUAAAAAUAUCAGCUGAUUUUUUUUAAUUAAAUUUUUUUUGUUUUAUUUUUACUCCAGAUUUUGCCCUCCUCAUCUCACUGACAUCGACAGUUUUUGUCUUUGCUGAAAUUAGAAAAUUUUUUAUCCGCCGCCAUGAGAACAGUAAACUCCACCAGAGGGAAAGUUUGUUUUACCCCGAGAACAUGGUAUAAUGUUGGCCAGGUUUUGUUACAUUGUGUUUCUGAAUUUUGGUAGUCUAUUGAUUGGUUUUUUCUGGCCAUGUGAGUGCCGGCACUGAGUCCAAAGCCCCAGAAGUGGUUCACGCAGAAGUCAUCCCCCUGUUAUGUGCCGGCUGCGCAAUGAAUGUUUCAUAUGUUCCUGGUUACUGCAGCUGUGUGUUUAUUUCCAGACAUUUGGAUGAUUGGUUUCACUGUAUUUCAAGGAUUCGAAUUAAGCACGAUCUCAAGGGUGUAAAGUGUACAUAUAUAUUCAUGGAGAGAAAUGGAUUAUUAUGUUAUGACAUGAUGUCUGAUGCUCUUUAGUUGAAAUGUGUCUGUGUGUGGGUGCAUCUCGAACAAAAAAGUGCAAGCCCAAAGUAUUCAGAACCAUCUUAGAAUGGUUAUCGGAAAUUUGUUUGAAAGAAAUUUCGCUGACGGAAAAUUAAUCAACGGGGCUUUGAUCGAACGGAAAUUUGAUCAAACGGAU